AUGAACGUUUAGGAUCAAAGCAAGUUCUCGUUCUCACAACUAAAUGACAUUCAGAAAUAACUUCAAAAUAAUCAGACCCAAAUUAAUUCCCCUGUUUCUAGACAAAGUGUUCAAUUGCAGAAAAUGAACACUUAAAAUAGGAGGGACUAAUUUGGCUAGAAAAAUCAACUCAUCAAGUCUAGAAUCAAUAUGAUAAGUGGGUCAAAUCUGGAAAUUGUGGAUCAAAGUUCUGAAGAAAGAGAGGAAUAGCAAACAGAUAGCAAGACCAACGUCAACUCAUCCCAAGUCAUUAAAAUUAAUAAUAACAAGGAGAAGCCUCUUCCACCAAUUUAGUAGCAACAGCAAGAAGUGUCUGUAGAUAAAUAAAGCAGAAAGAUACUUGAAAAAUCCUUAGGUCAACUAAACCAAUUAGUAUAUUCACCCUAUUAGAUUGAAGAUUCAUCCACUAGUCAAAUCGUGCUAAAUCAAAUAUUGCAGGGAGAGAUCAGAAACAAAUUCAGAGCUAAAAAGCGUCAAAACACUCGUUAGCACUAAAAACUAGAAAAUCCUCCGCAAGAGUUGAAGACAUAGGUUGAUCACCUAAGGACUACAUUCAAUAAUAGAAAAGCUUCUUAGUAAAAUAUGAAUCUUACUAAAGACCCCUUUGAACCCUACUCAUCCUCCAAUAAAGCCUAAUAAAAUAAAAAGUUCUCUUUUCAUGAUAUGCAGCUCUCUCCUGGGAAUUUAAAAUCCAAAAAUAAACUAGAGACCUAUGCAAAUAAUACUUAGACCACUGGCUUUGGUUUGAAUCAGUCAGAUUACGGUAGAGAUAGAAACAAGAGUAAUGUUUUUACUGUUCAUCCUCUGUCAUCAGCUGGCUCCUCUGCUAGCAAUAUGUAUAACAAUCUGCGGGUAACAUCCCAGCAGUUUGGUUCUCAAUCCAUGAGUCAGCAAGAAUAUAUCAAAGAACUCGAGAGGAAACUCCAGCAAGCAAAUGAAAGAAUAAUGCAUCUAUCUUAGCAUAAGAAAAAAUCCUCUAGCAAACUGAAUGUAUUCACUUCCCCUAAAAGGGUCAUUGCUAAGAAUAGUGUAGAUCAUGGCAGUCUGGCUCAUAUAGAAUAGUAUCUCAUCAACAGAAUUAAUAAUAAUUCAUAAAUGCCUGUCGAUGAAGUGCAAACUGAGAGAAUUGACUCAAAGCAGUUCUAAGAGCCAGAGGCUGAGGACAAGAAUGAUGAUUUCCUAAGUUUAGCUUCUGAGAAAAAGGAAAUGAUUUAAUAAACAGUCUCUAAUGAUUCGAACUUGUCCAACAGGAAUACUAAGAUUUCUUCACGUGUAUAACCUACCAGGAUCGAGCAAUUCACCUAAACAAGAGAAAAUUAAUAGACAGACAAGGAUAUAUAGUGCAAUAUGCAGUCAACGUUUAGGAGGAAACAGACAAAUAUCAUUCAUUAGCUAUCAGGCUUCAAGGAAAAUAAUCUUUCCUUUGAUGCUAGCCAAACUGCGUCUCGAGAAUAGGAACUGCAGUAGCAGGUCUUGGUUUUAAACUAACAAGUAGAGUUCCUAAAGGACAUGGUUGUUAAAAAGGACAGGGAUAUGAGACUCUACUAUAAUGAAAUUUAAGUUCAGAAGAGUAAAUACGAGUCAGAGUUGACUAUUAUGAGGGAUUAGCAAGAAUUAAUGGAGCAAUAACUUCUUAAACACUUGACUGGUGGAAUUCCUAAUCCUUUAACAAUAAACCUAAACAGUAGUGCUUAGAAUACUCUAAGAUCAUCUAUUUAAAGUAUCGAAUAGCAUUAACUUCGCUAAUGA
This is a messenger RNA of Stylonychia lemnae, 1788 nucleotides long. Lineage: Eukaryota; Ciliophora; Spirotrichea; Sporadotrichida; Oxytrichidae. The record is from the annotation of a GenBank genome assembly.